This is a messenger RNA of Ophidiomyces ophidiicola, 2625 nucleotides long. RefSeq names its product karyopherin Kap95 (gene kap95). Bases 1 to 2625 code for a protein of 874 amino acids. The transcript has 9 exons. The record is from RefSeq and is a predicted model, not a curated record. Gene Ontology annotation, biological process: protein import into nucleus. NCBI's taxonomy places the organism in Eukaryota, Fungi, Ascomycota, Eurotiomycetes, Onygenales, Onygenaceae. Gene Ontology annotation, molecular function: nuclear import signal receptor activity; small GTPase binding. Gene Ontology annotation, cellular component: cytoplasm; nucleus.
AUGGAUGUGAAUCAAGUGCUGGCUGGCACGCUUUCGCCAGAUGCCACAACCCGACAAAAUGCCGAACAACAAUUGCAGCAUGCUGCUGAAGUCGAUUUUGCUUCGUACCUUACCACGUUGGCGGGAGAACUUGCCAAUGACUCUGCUUCCCCUGCUAUUCGAACUGCUGCCGGUCUAGCGCUCAAAAACGCCUUUUCAUUUCGAGAUCUAGCCCGGCUUCGAGAAGUCCAAGGACGAUGGGUUCACCAGAUCACGCCUCAAGUCAAAACUGCAGUAAAAGAAUUAGCUUUAAAAACUUUAGCAUCAUCUGAUUCACGAGCUGGCCAGUCCGCAGGACAAUUUAUCGCUUCCAUCGCCGCCAUUGAACUUCCUCGAAACGAAUGGCAAGACUUAAUGAAUACUUUGGUCCAGAAUGUAAGCGGUGGAUCAGACCAUUUAAAACAAUCCUCUCUGGUCACGAUUGGGUUUAUCUGUGAAUCUGAAGAUCCGGAUCUUCGGGAGAGUUUGAAUGCUUAUUCGAACGCCAUCCUCACUGCCGUUGUGCAGGGGGCACGAAAAGAAGAACCAAAUAAUGAUGUGCGAAACUCCGCUAUCACUGCACUAAGCGAUGCUAUCGAAUUUGUGCGAUCCAAUUUUGAAAACGAAGGCGAACGAAACUACAUAAUGCAAGUCAUUUGCGAGGCAACGCAGUCGAACGACGUUAGAAUACAGAGUGGUGCAUUUGGUUGUUUGAACCGUAUUAUGAGCAGUUAUUAUGAAAAGAUGCGAUUUUAUAUGGAAAAGGCGCUCUUCGGCCUCACAAUAUUGGGGAUGAAAAGCCAAGAAGAGGACGUUGCGAAACUUGCCAUUGAGUUUUGGUGCACUGUAUGUGAAGAAGAAACGGCUAUUGAAGAUGAUAAUAAACUGUCAAAGACCGAAGGCUCCUCGAUCCUCCGCCCAUUUUUCAAUUUUGCCCGCAUUGCCUGCAGAGAAGUGGUUCCUGUUCUACUAGAAUUGAUGACCAACCAAGAUGAAGAUGCCACAGAUGACGACUAUAAUAUUUCUCGCGCUGCUUACCAGGCGCUUGAAUUGUAUGCUAGUUGCGUUCAUGCUGAAGUGAUCCCACCAGUUUUGGAGUUUGUUGAGGCGAAUCUCCGGAACAACGACUGGCAUCGUCGAGAUGCAGCUGUAUCGUCAUUUGGCGCGAUCAUGGAAGGCCCGGAAUUUGAAACUCUUGACCCCCUUGUCAAACAGGCUCUUCCUGUUUUGAUUCAGAUGAUGGAUGAUAAGGUUAUUCACGUCCGAGACUCGGCAGCGUAUGCACUUGGUCGUAUCACGGAAUUCUGCCCGGAAUCGAUUGACGUUGAUGUCCAUCUACAGCCGCUUAUCUCGUGUUUGUUCCACGGCCUGGCUAGUAGUACAAAGAUUGCGGGGUCUUGCUGUUGGGCCCUUCAAAACAUCUCGGAUCAGUUUGCUGGAGAUCCUGGUUCUGAUACUAGCCCGUUCUCGAAACAUUUUCAGGACAGUGUUUCUUCUUUGCUCACUGCUACAGAGAGACCCGAUGCUGAUAACCUUCUCCGAACCGCUGCAUACGAAGUUCUAGCUACCUUUGUAACUAAUGCAGCUAACGAUUGCCUCCCUGUAAUCGGCAGCUUAGUUGAUGUCAUUAUCAAGAGGCUUGAAUGCACAAUUCCUAUGCAGCAGCAGGUGGUUAGCGUUGAAGACCGUAUCACGCUAGAAGAGUUACAGACAAGCCUUACCAGCGUCCUUCUUGCAAUUGUGCAGCGUCUAGAGUCAGAUAUCAAACCAGAAGCAGAUCGAAUAAUCUCCCUAAUGCUGAAGGUCCUUUCUACCUUGCCCCCUAAGUCUAGUGUGCCUGAUGCUGCCUUUGCAACUGUUGGUGCUAUCGCUAGUGCUGUGGAAGGAGAUUUUUUGAAAUAUAUGGAAGCAUUCACGCCAUUCCUUUAUAACGCGCUUGGCAACCAGGAGGAGCCUGGGCUAUGUGCCAUGGCUAUUGGCCUCGUGAGCGAUAUAACUCGUUCAUUAAAUGACAAAGCCCAACCAUUCUGUGAUACAUUCAUGAAUUAUCUUCUUAACCUUUUGAGAAGCACCACCCUUACCAACCAGCUAAAACCCGCUAUUCUCCUGACAUUCGGUGACAUUGCACAGGCUAUUGGCACUAAUUUUGAAACUUACCUGCCUGUUGUGGGUCAGGUUCUUCAGCAAGCUUCCGGUGUUACUGUUGGAAAUGACGUAUCUCAGGAUACUAUCGAUUAUGUCACCUCGCUUCGUGAAGGUAUAAUGGACGCCUGGGGCGGCAUUCUUAUUGCCUAUAAAGGAACACCUAAUGCCAAUAAUUUGACACCUUUUAUUGAAUCGAUAUUUCAGCUCAUCGGCCACAUUGCAAACGAAGGAACACGAAGCGAAGGACUAAUGCGAUCCACCAUGGGUGUAAUUGGCGACUUGGCGGAUGUAUUCCCCAAUGGUGAAUUUGCUUCCAUGUUCCGCAAUGAGUUUGUUACUGGCCUUAUAAGGGAAACUCGAUCCAAUCGGGAUUACGGUGGCCGUACAGUUGAUACCGCGCGAUGGGCCCGUGAACAAGUAAAACGCCAAGUCGGCCUUGCUACCGCCGCGGCGAUGUCGUAA